AUGUCUGAGAAGACAUACAAGAUCUGGAACCACUCGUUCAAAUGGACAUCAGAUCAUAUUCCAGCGGAGGGGCUACAGUCUAUGAGAUAUUCGUACGAUGUGCUUGGUGAAGAGUGCUAUCUCAGAUUGAAGCAAAUUGUCUCCAAGCCCAGUCAUGGUCCUACUGAACAAGCCCCGCUGAACCCAGAUCUAUACACUCUCUUGCGAGACAACUAUACCCAAGACAAGAAACUACGCAAGCUAUGGGGUCAAGUACAUUCCAUUCCGGACUGGGUUGACUGGGCGCAAAUAGAAAGAGGUCAGAAGGUCCUUUAUCGAUAUGAUAUACCUGCUUUGAAUUCUCUAGCCUUCCAAGGCCUCAUCGGUGCGAUGGGCCCCGGCCGUGGAGCCGAAACACUCGCACGUACAUCCGGCCUCGGAAGACAGACAGCUCGUCGCCGAAUCCUCGAAACCGCCCAAUUUAUCCUCGAAGUAACUCAAUCCCUAUCCGCACUACAGCCCGGCGGAACGGGCCAAAUCGCUUGUCUACGAGUCCGAUUUCUCCACGCGAUAGUCCGCACCCAAUUCAUGGCUCUUAUUCAAAGGGACUCGUCGCAGUCCACCUAUAAUGUAGAGGAACACGGCAUCCCAAUAAACGAUAUCGAUUCCAUCGUCACAUUACUCGAUCUCUCAGCCGUGAUCCUCCUCAUAGGCCUUCCGGCGCAAGGAAUCUACCCAUCAAACCAGGAAGUGUCCGACUGUAUCGCCAUGUGGAGGUUAUUUGCGCAUUACAUGGGGACGCCUUCUGAGCCAUUCAAGACUCCGCACUCGGCAAAGGUCAUGCUAGAGUCGUAUCUAGUGGCUGAAAUGCAUCCUACGGAGAAUAGUGGUCUGUUGGCGAGGAAUAUUUUCCGAGCCCUGGAUGACGCCCUACCUUAUGUGCCACGGUCACUUCUUAUGGCUAAUACGUACUGGCUGAAUGGGAGUGAGUUGUCGAAUCAACUUGGAUUCGAGGGAACAACGAGGGCGUGGUCGCUUGUGCUGAGCUUACUUUAUGGGGUGUUUGUCGGGCUUAUAUAUCUAUGCCGCUUGGUGCCUUGGCUUGAUGAGGGCCAUAUCAAGCUACAACGCCGACUUCAAUGGUACAUUAUUGUAGAGGGGAAGACAGGUCUGGGGAAAAGGUCGACCUUCAAAUUCAAGAAUAAGCCACAACUUCAGCCUCCCCAGAGCACCAGCAUGUAA
Molecule: messenger RNA, 1221 nt
Organism: Aspergillus tubingensis
Lineage: Eukaryota; Fungi; Ascomycota; Eurotiomycetes; Eurotiales; Aspergillaceae
Product: oxygenase MpaB family protein
Exons: 4
Coding region: 1-1221 (406 amino acids)
Molecular function (GO): oxidoreductase activity
Source: RefSeq, a predicted model, not a curated record